Molecule: messenger RNA, 1805 nt
Organism: Triplophysa dalaica
Lineage: Eukaryota; Metazoa; Chordata; Actinopteri; Cypriniformes; Nemacheilidae
Product: proline-rich protein 15
Exons: 2
Coding region: 346-729 (127 amino acids)
Source: RefSeq, a predicted model, not a curated record
UCUCAGGUAGCCUACUGCUGUAAACCGCGACGGCAGUAUAAAGUCUUUCAAAUUUUGCGUGGCAUAACCCGAAGCCGCACCAGGUGAUGUUUUCUAUGAUAUUACUUAUUCUCGAAGACAAAAAUAUCACCUUUUGUUCGCGUUAUGAGCGUAAAUACUUUGCAACUAGUUGAUUACUUGGAUACGUGGGAGUGAGAGGUGAUUUUCAUGCACCGUGAUUUCUUCUGAGGACCGUGGAUCUGGAGUUUGCCGUCUUCUGUUUAAACACACCUGUCAUUUAAAGGAACCUCGGGGUGCGUUUAUCUUGUUCUCAUCACUUUUGGCCACCUUGUCCAGUCUUUUAAAAUGACGGAGAAAACUGCGCCCUGGUGGAGGUCCUUCGCGGGCAAGAGGAGGAAAGCAGCCAGAGAAUCGGCAGAGGUACUGGAACAGGACCUGCGCGGUCAUGAAUCAAUGGGGUCCACACAGCACCCCUCCACCGAACACGACCAACGACGCAAUACACCCACAUGUACAAAGGACGGACCCAGCUUACCUAGCGACGAAACAUACGACGACUCCGCCGUUCAGCCAACUUUCAGCCAGAGCUCGAACCGUCGCGCGCUCACCGUGUCCCGCUCCGGUCGCUUCAAAGAGAAGGGACGGAGGAUGCGAGUGGGUCUGCCGAAGAACGGUGAUGAGGGGACACCUGCCGCGGCUAAAGCAUCCGACAACCAAUCAAAGCGCUGAUGGAUGGAUAACAACCGAGGUUUCAACUGAUGGUAGAGCUAGAACAUUUUUAAACGGCACUACCUCCUGAUGAAGUUUUAUGUUGAAACAUUGACUGAUCAAUGCACUUAUUUAAUAACGGGGGUAGCUUUCGUGAUGGUUAUGCUCAACAUGAUUCCUUUUUAAAUGGAUUAAGGACAUUUUAAUUGAACAUUUUUGUUUGAAGGAGACAUUUUUAAAGCUUUAUGUCAUAGGCUAUGUACGUAAUUUGCACUGUACGCGCGUGUGUGUGUGUGUUAGUGUGUUUGUGUUCUUACGCACUGUUUUAUGAAGGAUUUUAAUGAUUUAAUACUAUCCGACUGGUUGCAUGUGUAAGCAGAAGCACAGCAAUUGUUUAACGAGUUUGGAUGAUACAGAACAAAAUGUGUGGGGGUGGUGGUCUUAUCCAUCAAUCAGUCAAGAUAGAAAAUCAAGAUAUUCACAAAUGCCAUGAUGGUUAAGCAUAAGAAGGAUUUGAUGCAACAAACCAUUGCCUAUGUUUGUCUAGUUAGGUUUAUUGAAUGAAAGACAGCUUGAUGCUGCUGAGUCAGGAAUUAUACAACAGCAACACUAUUGCUAUAGGCUGUUUUUAUUAGGAAAAAACAAAGAUUUUAAUUUUAUAAUGUUGAAAAGCAAACAUAUGGAUGAAAGGGGGGAUAAAAAGUGAUAGAACAGAACGAUAAGCUGUAAGACUGGAGUAGUUUAUUUUUGAUUAUAUUGAUAAAGAAUAACUUUAAAGUUGCCUGAAGUAGUAAACUGUAGUAACUGUACUGUAGUAUAAUUUACAGUAUACAAGUCUCUCCCCAAUGAUUGCAAAUCUGGCAGCUCUGAUGUCCAAACACUCAAGCAGGUUUUGCCUGUUUUUGUGAGUAAUAUCUAACAAUUGUUUAAACAUCAUUUUGAUUCUUAAAUCUUUAGAAAAGAUUUACACAAGGUAACAGAGCAAUUAGGCAAGUUUGGAAUAUACUGGUUUGGAAAAUAUUUUAGUUUUAUGUGUUAGUUUGCCAGAUGUGGCCUUGGGAAGUGUUACCAGAUUCUAAAUAAACAGAUGAUUUUUA